CUGUCAAAGCCUUCAUGAUAGCAGACUUACCAAAUGAAUUGAUAAAAUUGUUAGAGAAAAUAAUCCUGGAUGAUAACUCAGUCUUCAGUGAUCAUAGAAAUCUACAAAACUUGUUGAUCCUGACGGCCAUUAAAGCUGACCGUACCCGUGUUAUGGAAUACAUCAACAGACUAGAUAAGUAUGAUGCUCCUGAUAUAGCUAAUAUAGCUAUAAAUAAUGAACUGUUUGAGGAAGCUUUCGCCAUCUUUAAAAAAUUUGAUGUCAAUACAUAUGCUGUGCAGGUGUUGAUUGACCAUGUAAAGAACUUGGACAGAGCCUAUGAGUUUGCAGAGAGAUGUAACGAUCCAGCAGUAUGGAGUCUUCUGGGACAUGCACAGUUAGAUGCUAACAUGGUGAAGGAUGCUAUAGAUUCCUUUAUCAAAGCUGAUGACCCAACUAAUUACAUGAACGUAGUUAAAGUAGCCAGUAAAAAUAAUAGCUGGGAAGAUUUAGUCAAGUUCUUACAGAUGGCUCGUAAAAAAGCGAGAGAAAAAUUCAUAGAAACAGAAUUGAUAUAUGCCUAUGCAAAGACAAACCGAUUGGCAGAGUUAGAGGAAUUCAUAUCUGGUCCUAACCAAGCCAAUAUCACACAGGUAGCAGACAGAUGUUUUGAUGACAAGAUGUUUGAGUCUGCUAAGCUUCUAUACAAUAAUGUAUCUAACUAUGACAAACUGGCUAUUACCCUAGUCCACCUUAAAGAAAACCAAGCUGCAGUUGAUGGAGCCAGGAAAGCUAAUAGUACAAGAACUUGGAAAGAAGGUCCCAAUGGUAAACCUCUGACUGGACAAGGAGCAACUAGUGGAGAACCACAAGAGGAAGACUUGAGCAUGGAUACUGAUCAUUUUGAUGAGAUGUAUGAGCAUGGGUUUGAAGAAGAGAUGGAAGAUUUUAGGAAGUCAGUCACCUUAAGUUUAAUUUGGAUGAAUCAUGAUUAUUUUGACUCAAAGAUUUUGUCAAAGGCACAAGGCGAAUACAAAUAUUACAAGACUUUGGAAAGGCAAUGGAAGCAACAGAAAAAAGGAGAAGUACCGGAUGGAACCGUAGCCCAGUUUAAAGAAUUGCCGAAAACCAGACCUAUUUAUGCAGUUAUUACUACAAUACUGGAUCAGGCAAGGAAAACUGAACAUGCAAAGGCUGCAGCAGGGGAAUAUGUUAAACUUAGGAACAUAGAACAUAAAAUGGCACAAAAGCAGACUCCGAAAGAUAUUGAUUUAGAUGAUAGAGAUGAGAAUUCUUCACUUAAAAAGAUGGCUGAAAGAUACAGAAUGCCUAGCAGUCGUUCCUUCAGACAGGCAGCAGAAUUUAAAAUGGUUCCUUUGGAAGAAUACAAACAACUGAGAGGAACAAUAGAACAUCAAAGAAACCAGAAUUCAGAAUUAAGCAGCAGGUUGAGUGGAAUCACAAGCCAGCAAAUAGCAGAUGGAGAAAUAUUUACGGAAAUUGGAGACCAAAAUAAACCAAGACAGCUUGGUCAGAGAUUCUCUGAGGUGUUUGAGGAUACAUGGUCAAAUGCUUAUGAAGUACUGAAACCAAAAAAACCUGAAAGUAAGAAAGAGGACGAGAAGGAAGAAAUGGAUGAGAAAACAGUUGAUAUCUUACAAAAUGUUGUAAAGGCCAUUUAUGAAUUCUGCAAGAAGGUUGCUGAUAAUCAGGUUAAUAAACUCAUGAUUGGAAUGACUCCACCCAUAUUUGAUCCAAUGAAUACAAAGAAAGAGCAAAAAACAGAAGAUAAAGAAACAAUCGCAAAAACAGAAAAAAUGGCUCAAGACUACAGAAAAGCUGUUGCCCCAGCUACCCUUCCUAUCCUCAAACAGAAUGUUCUUACACAAGAGUUGCAAGGUAAGGUACUACCUGCAGACAUAUCUAUAGGCAAAGAACUAACGGAGUAUGUUGAUAACUGUGUAAAUCUAAUUUGGUACAUGUGUAUGCAACAACCACCAAUGGAAAUCGUCUGGGGAAAACCGGGUGAAAAGUUCAAUAAGGAAAUGUUCCGCUUCUCAGGAAAGAAAGGAACAAAGUUUAGGCUUACAGUUUGGCCUGCAGUUUUAUAUCAUAAAGAGGGAGCUUUAGCUGCACCAGGUUAUGCAGUUCCAGAAUAAAUAAAGAACAAUAAAAUGAAUUCAGUCGUUAAGAUACAAUUGUUGUGAUUAUAUAUGUAUUUUAUUAUUAUAAUUUCAAGGGAUAAUAAAACAUUUGUAUAGUUUA
This is a messenger RNA of Mytilus californianus (California mussel), 2244 nucleotides long. RefSeq lists its product as uncharacterized. Bases 15 to 2138 code for a protein of 707 amino acids. Gene Ontology annotation, biological process: intracellular protein transport; receptor-mediated endocytosis. Gene Ontology annotation, cellular component: clathrin complex; clathrin-coated endocytic vesicle; cell cortex. The transcript has 13 exons. Gene Ontology annotation, molecular function: clathrin light chain binding. NCBI's taxonomy places the organism in Eukaryota, Metazoa, Mollusca, Bivalvia, Mytilida, Mytilidae. The record is from RefSeq and is a predicted model, not a curated record.